AUGUUCGCACGUUCAAUCCACAACACCUCCAAGAUAUCUUCUGGAGAGGUUCUUGUUCUAAGUCAACGCUCGUAUCGACCUUCAGAUCCUUUUUGGAGGGUUCUUGUCGCCGUCCCGAAGACGUACGAGGACCUCGUAGCAUUGGCCAAACACGUCUUUUGUAUCGACGAAGAAGACGAUGUUCUAUUCUUCACGGAGGAUCUUGAUCUCUGCGAUAACGACCAAGUGUCUAUUCACUGCUCAAGCUGGGAGUUCAUCCGCUUGGCUGUUCGCUCCGUGGUUGUAGAGUCGCGGUCGCCCUACCUCCUGGACUCCGCAGGCUAUCUAGCAGACGUAGAAAGUGAUGCCGACUCGUCUUCUCUUGACGAUUCUGAUAGCGAGAUGGACAUGGAGUCGCCGGGCAUAACGGUUAAGACGGUGAGUGCCCAUUAUAUCUUACGAUGA
This is a messenger RNA of Peniophora sp. CBMAI 1063, 444 nucleotides long. The record is from the annotation of a GenBank genome assembly. NCBI's taxonomy places the organism in Eukaryota, Fungi, Basidiomycota, Agaricomycetes, Russulales, Peniophoraceae.